UUAAUUACAAACAUGGCCACAUUCAUUGAAACAAUCAACAUCUUGAAAUUCGAGAUCAUCCCUCGGUUAUCCAUUCGCGAUCAACUCCAUCUUUGUCAAACAAGCAAAGAUCUCCAUACCGCAACUGUUUCAGUUCUAUACCGCGACAUCACUAUAACGCACGACGUGGGAAUAACAGAUGACCCGCCACCAUCGCCCAAAAGUCACAAAUGGCUUCUCGAACUCUUCUCCAAUUCACUUUCACCUCAAAAGAACACCUUCGAAUCACGCAGCCUUCAAAAUAUUACCCAUUUUGAAGUCGCCAAUCCUCGCGGCUGGUUAGGUUACGAACAACUCCCAAGAGGAAUUCAUCUACUGUCAUUCUACCUCCCAAACGCAAGGACACUCCCCCUCGAAAGUUUUGCUAGUCAUCGAAAAGGCACAAACAGCGCAUUAGCUGAUACAAAUCCCUUCUGGCCUCUUUCGUCUGCACCGCAGGCAACCUUUCUUACUACGCUUCAUCUGGAUCACUGCUCAUCAAACACCCAUAAUAUCACGGCAAUGCUUGCGCAGACGCCGAACCUGAAGACGUUGUUCUACGCAUGUUAUCUUCCCGCUUUUGAAUGUGACUUCGAUGUUGACGAGCUCAGAAGAGGACUGGAGCAUGUUCGCAAUGCCUUGACAAAACUAACGCUUAAGUUGACUAUUAUGCAGAGAGGACUUGUUGAUUUCUCGGAUCAUGAGUGGCCAUUGACUCACGGCCGCAUUGAUGAUCUUCGAGAUUUUCUGUCGCUGACAUAUCUUGAGAUUCCCCUUGCUUUUCUUCACAGCCAUACAGCCCCAGAGAAUUGGCAGCCAUUAGCCGAUCUCCUGCCACCAAAUCUCACAUCUUUCACCGUCGACGAUGAGCUAAUGGACCAUCACGCCUUCUCCGACCUCUACACAGGAACAGCAAUCCGCGAUAUGAUGAGAACAUUCCUCAGCCGGGACUACAAGUCAUGA
Messenger RNA from Fusarium redolens, 981 nucleotides. RefSeq lists its product as uncharacterized. Lineage: Eukaryota; Fungi; Ascomycota; Sordariomycetes; Hypocreales; Nectriaceae. Bases 13 to 981 code for a protein of 322 amino acids. The record is from RefSeq and is a predicted model, not a curated record. The transcript has 2 exons.